Molecule: messenger RNA, 504 nt
Organism: Penicillium waksmanii
Lineage: Eukaryota; Fungi; Ascomycota; Eurotiomycetes; Eurotiales; Aspergillaceae
Exons: 1
Coding region: 1-504 (167 amino acids)
Source: RefSeq, a predicted model, not a curated record
AUGGGAUGUACUAAUUGUUUUUAUCGAACAGGCUCGGUCGGCCAUGCCCGUGACAACCAGCACGAACUCAGUGAUCCUUUUGUGACCCCGGGCCGCUCUCUGCGCCAGACCUAUGAGCAAGCGCCAUAUGGUGUCUUUGGAGCCGUCCAUCAGGACGAGAGCAACACCGAGGCCCGUCUUCUGGCCCUUGAGACCCGUUUAGCUGCCCUUGAACGCCUGGUACAAUUAAUGGAUAACUCUGGAGCUUCCCCACUCCAUCGAGAGCUGACCACUGCCUCCGAAGAGGCAGUGAAGAAAUCUGUCCUAGCCUACGUCAACUCCCGCAUCGAGCGGGUUACUGCGCAUAUAUCUUCCCGAAUGGAUCGGCGGGAUUCCCUUGUCGAUGCCCAGCUGGGCCAACUGGCAUACCACAUCGGGAACAUCGUACAGGGGCUGAACAAUCUGGCCCAGUACGUGGCCAACUUCGUCCGGGGACUGUCGCGUCCUAGCUCAGAAGGCGUAUGA